This is a messenger RNA of Mercurialis annua (annual mercury), 1877 nucleotides long. RefSeq lists its product as uncharacterized. The record is from RefSeq and is a predicted model, not a curated record. Gene Ontology annotation, cellular component: eukaryotic translation initiation factor 2B complex; guanyl-nucleotide exchange factor complex. Gene Ontology annotation, molecular function: guanyl-nucleotide exchange factor activity; translation initiation factor activity. Bases 165 to 1547 code for a protein of 460 amino acids. The transcript is spliced from 13 exons. NCBI's taxonomy places the organism in Eukaryota, Viridiplantae, Streptophyta, Magnoliopsida, Malpighiales, Euphorbiaceae. Gene Ontology annotation, biological process: biosynthetic process; cytoplasmic translational initiation.
ACAACUCCACCGCUCUGCAUCUCCUUCUCUUUGUUUUUCUAUUGUGCACUUUCAUAAAUAAAUAAAAAAACAAGGCAAAACCCAUAUUGAAAAAAAUAGUUUAAAAACCCUAUUCAAUCACUGGGUUUCUCUAGAAAUUUGUUUCUCAUAAUAAUAAUAAUUCAAUGGAUUUUCAAGUAGUAGUUUUAGCCGGUGGCACUUCAAAAAAACUGGCUCCUUUAGUCUCCAAGGAAGCCCCGAAAGCCCUGCUUCCAGUGGCUAAUAAACCUGUUCUCUCUUAUGUUUUGGAGCAAUUGGAACUUAGUAAUCUCAAGGACCUUAUUGUGGUGGUUGAAGGGCAGGACGCAGCUCUUCGUGUCGGCGGUUGGAUAUCAGGUGCUUAUGCCGAUCGUUUACAUGUUGAGGUUGCUGCUGUUCCUGAAGAUGUUGGAACAGCUGGUGCACUUCGAGCCAUUGCACACCACUUGAUCGCUAAAGAUAUUUUGGUUGUGAGUGGUGAUCUUGUUUCUGAUAUUCCUCCUGGUGCGGUUGCAGCUGCUCAUAGACGGCAUGAUGCAGUAGUAACUGUAACGCUUUGUUCUGCUCCUGCUGGUGGACCUGCUGAGUCGGGAUCCUCUGCUGUAAAAGACAAAAUAAAGAAACCAAGACGAUACAACAUCAUUGGGCUCGACCAGACUAAGCAGUUUCUGUUACAUAUUGCAACUGGAGCAGAAGUUGAUAAAGACAUUCGAAUUCAAAAGAGUAUUCUUCGUGCAGUUGGACAGAUGGAGAUACGGUCUGAUCUUGUGGAUACUCAUAUGUAUGCAUUCAAGAGGUCCGUUCUGCAAGAAGUUUUAAAUGAAAAAGACAAAUUUCAAUGCUUAAAACAGGAUGUGCUGCCUUAUCUUGUUAGAAGCCAGCUGAGAUCGGAAGUCUUAUUAAAUGGCACACCACAAGCAGAAGAAAAUGGAGACAGUAAGACUAGUAUACAGAACCGAGCGGCAGUAUCUCAAAUGCUGACCAAUGCAUCUACGCCAAGCUUUCAUGAAUUUUAUGCAUCGGGUUAUGAUGGUUCCGGUCCUCGUCGAAGAACUCAUAAAUGCUGUGCUUACAUUGCUAGCAAUAGCAAAUACUGUGCACGCUUGGAUUCUAUUCAAGCAUUUAGUGAUAUUAACAGAGAUGUCAUAGGUGAGGCAAAUCAUCUGUCAGGAUAUUCAUUUUCUGCUCAUAACAACAUCAUCCAUCCCUCAGCACAGCUUGGUUCAAAAACUACUGUGGGGCCGCAUUGUAUGCUAGGGGAAGGUUCACAGAUGGGUGACAAGUGUAGUGUGAAGCGAUCGGUUAUUGGUCCUCAUUGCCGAAUAGGUUCCAAUGUGAAGGUAGUUAAUUCAGUCAUCAUGAACCACGUUACGGUUGGAGAUGGCUGCUCGAUUCAAGGUUCCGUAAUUUGCAGUAAUGUACAGCUACUAGAGCGAGCUGUACUGAAAGACUGUCAGGUUGGAGCGGGUUUUGUAGUUACCGCAGGUAGUGAGUACAAAGGAGAGUCCUUGGCUAAAAAAGAGAAAUGAGUCGAUAGAGAGUGUUCAUUGCUGGGAAGAGACAUUUCAUCUCGUUUUUGUGCUACACUGCAUCACAAAUCGAGAUAAUUUUUGUUUGUGCCGCUGUUGUUGAAUGUCGGAUCAAAAGCAGACGAGUGUAUUAUUCAGCUCUAUCAUUUAUUUGAUUGUUUUUUUCUUCUUUUAAUUGGGAUAGGGGGGUUAAUAUCAUUUAUUUGUGUUCCUGUGUGUAUUUUUGUCACAGUAGGUUAGGCUGAGUUAUAUAUCUUAUAAUGAUAAUGAUUGUAUAAGAUGGAAUUUAAAUUAUACUCUUGAAUAGAAAGUUGUUCUUAUUCUUCAGAA